This is a messenger RNA of Hyalella azteca, 3801 nucleotides long. RefSeq names its product cold shock domain-containing protein CG9705-like. NCBI's taxonomy places the organism in Eukaryota, Metazoa, Arthropoda, Malacostraca, Amphipoda, Hyalellidae. The coding region runs from base 80 to 487 and encodes 135 amino acids. The transcript is spliced from 3 exons. Gene Ontology annotation, cellular component: cytoplasm. Gene Ontology annotation, biological process: regulation of mRNA stability. The record is from RefSeq and is a predicted model, not a curated record. Gene Ontology annotation, molecular function: mRNA 3'-UTR binding.
GCAGAUCCACUUUCACUUUUUGUAUUUCCACUCUCUGAAUAACUGUAUUUGCUUAGCAGAUUGAAGUAAUUGAAUAACAAUGUCAGAAAAUAAUACCCCAACUAAACCUCCAAGAAUGAGCCCUGGCAGCCCCAUCUCUGGAGGACUCACUCUCCAACUUCCAUCUCCUAUUGUCACGCGCCGCACUCGCACUCAUUCCACGUGUCAAAUUGCCCUUAGCAACCCAGAGGUGAUGGGCAAGAUUAAGUCUUUCUGCCGUAAGAAGGGCCACGGCUUCAUAACUCCGAAUGAUGGCGGGGAAGAUCUUUUUGUACACAUUUCUGACAUUGAGGGCGAGUAUGUGCCGCUGGAAGGCGACGAGGUGCGCUACAGACUCUGUCCUAUUCCACCCAAGCGCGAGAAGAUGCAGGCAACGCACGUCGAGAUUGUCAACUUCACGCCUGAAGUGCAUCUCAAAUGGGACUGUUUGUCAUCAGAGGGACUUUAAUUUUACUAGUAGUCCAUCAAAAAGUAUUACUAGUAAAAGUACUAGCAGGAGCCAACUAUUUCAUGGCUUAAAUUUUUGUUUGUGAACAAGAUGUCUGGCGAUGACUGUGUAAAAAACAUCUUCUAUGUCAUUUGAGAUUUGGGUGAUUACAUUGCGUUUGUGUACUCAUUGUCUGGGAGCAUGUGAUGUUGCUUACGACAACCUGGUAUUAUUCUUGAAUAGGUUCUUUCGUGAUAAAAACUACAACGCAGCAGGUAAACGCACCGAAGUUCAUUGUUGCCUUGCUCUGUGUUAGGGAAGCUGGCAGCUGCUGCUGAAGUUUUUGGCAUGACACGAUAUUAACGUGGGACGUUGCGUAUUCGUGGUGUGAAGUUGAGUCCUUUCUACAAAUUCUUCAUAUAGCAUUUCUGCAUUAAGAUAUGAAAAUUAUCUGAUUACCGCUGUUUUCCUAGCAUUGUAAGAAAGGAACGUCUUCACGAGGAACGUUUUGUUUAGGUUGAUGAGGGGGGCUUCUUGCAACAAAUUCAUUGGAGAGAAUAUCAAAGCUCAUGAGCAAUUCACUGAAUGAAGUAUCCAUGUAACAAUGCAGAAUGAUGCACUGCAGUUGUAUUGGUAUUGAACGUUAUUCUCCAUCCACCAUAAUAAAUUUCUGAAUGACCGAUUCUGUUUCAUAAAAAAUUUUGUAUUUUGAAAUUUUCAUUAUUUUAGAAUAGUUAUGGCAUCACGAUGCCAUACUCACAUUGUGUUGAGAUAGCUUUGUAGCUGAACUUCUGUCUCGUAUCCAACUUUGUGUGUAUGCAAUAUUCUAGAUAAUUUGAUGAUUUUUUUAUUUAUAAGUUUUUCCCUCAACCGUAGAUUUGAAAUUUGUAAGUUCUGUGAUACCUUGGGUAAUUCCUGUGGUUGCUAUUGAUGCACACUUUAUAGAUCACCUUCAACUAAUAUUGUGUUAAGUUUAUAUGAGAGUGUAAUUUAAAUCAUAGUUUCGAAAUCGGAUGUUUGUUUGGCUUGAAUAUUACGUAGUAAUACAAGUGCGUGGACAGUUUAUUUCAAUUAAUAACCUUUUCUAAUAGUAUAUACCCAAUUAACGAUAUAUGAAUAUUUUCCUGGAUACUUGACGACACAUUUUAAUUUGUUUACUCUCUAAAUUCGGUUUCUAGACGGCAUGGAUGUUUUGGCGAUUGAGCAUGGACUCAUAAUUCAUUUAAUGCUUCCGCAAUUCCUUUAUUUUUCUGAUGACAAUUAUAAUGUUACAGAAACCAAACUCUCAAUAUCAAUAAUAAUCUUGAUGCGUUUUUUUUUCUCGAAUUAUUGGCAUCUCUGCAACAUUGAUCAAUUCGACCAGACGAAAAAUUUGUGAACAUAAUGUUUACCUGAGCUGCGUUACAAUGAACUGGUGAAUGAGCUUGUCUUGCAUUCAAUGAUUACAUCCGGCAUGGAGGCUGGUAAGAAAGUUGAUCCGUCAUGCUUCAUAUUGGUCCGUGCUGGAGUGCCUUAUUUUUGUAACUUCCUCCCAAGACUUGGCACCAUUGCCCGGGUACCAGGUUUUGAACGUGUCAGAAUAUCUUACUGCCAGGAGUGAGCAUGAGAAAAAAGUAUCUUGGCUCGUAUGGUUUUGUUAUGGCGCAAUGAAGUGAUCAAGAAGUUGAUUCGGAAGCAGCUCACAAGAUUUCCAUAUUUUUGUGUAGUUGCAAUGAAUUGGCAUGUCUGUAUCUACAAUAACUUCAGCACAUUUCGCAAAUGUCUGUGGUUAUAUAUUCCGUAAGAGAUUAUUUUUGUAUUUUAUCUGGUUUACCCUUCAUUUUAUACUAUACUUUUGCCCUUAUACAUACGUCACCAUUGUUACUGAAUAUUUGUUCUGAUUUUCACUGCUCCUGAGAUUUACUGAGAUAGUUGAUAUCCCAUGUUUUAUUUUAUCUGCGCAUCUCAUGAUAUGGUUAAUCGCAGUUGACGUACAUUUAUCUCGAUUGCCUACUCCGUCUCUGAUAUGUUUAUUUUUUUCUCAUUCUUUUAAUUAAUAGAUAACUAUUGUUGAAUUAAGAGUUUAUUUGUGCGCUGUCACGUUAUGCUGAGGCCUGUUUUCGUAUUUUCUGAGACUUGUUCCUUCAUUCAAAGACGAUGGAUGAUGUAUAAUUGCUUUUAGGUUCCCACGAAAGUGCGAAUAGAAGAGAUGCCAGUGAAGUUCUUUCAACAACUUCAUAGGAUCAUAGAAUUUUGUAUUGUAUUCCACAUCGAUAAUUUUCAUCGUUUACUAAUGUAAACUUCCUCACCAAUUUCCGUAUGCUAUUUGUCGGUAAUUAUACACAUCUUUAAUAUUUGGACUGCUCGGACGUCGUCAAGGAUGUAAUUACUCUGAUUCUAUGGUAGUGACCAAUGAGCUCGGGAUCACUAGUGUUGGUUCCCAUUUGUUAAUGCUGCAUUACUAUCAAACUAGGCUGUUGGAAGUGGACGUUAGCUGAAGUCUCUUGGGAGUUCAUUUGAGCAACACCAUUAAUAUUUCAGUAUCGUAUUACUUUCCAUGAUAUUUUUAUUUACUAUUAUUUGACGAUGGUUAGGCUGUGUUGUGCUUGGGUCAAAUGUUUCGACUCGUAACGUGACUGAAUGUACUGGAUCCGAAUUGCUUGAUCAGAGAGCUCAUUCAGGGCUGUGUUAUCUUGAUGAAAAGAAUCAGACGCUCACACAACGAGGAAGUAGUUAGAUAAUACCCAUUCCAUGUCAGACGAUUUCUCAAUUGAAAAUGCUGAAUGAGAAUAACGGCAAAGAAGCGGAAGAACAUCGAUCAAUAGUGCAGAGCUUGGGAUAAGCUUGAGCAUUCAAGAUUUUUGAUGUUACGCAGCUCAUGAUCAAAAGCAGACUCAGAGGUAGUAUGAGAAUCACGAUGUUCGUGCUUUUUUUUCUAUGGAUUGUAAUGUAAACAUCGAAGAUCUUUAGAGAAAUUUGUAGAAUGUCAACGAAAAAAUUAUAUCCCUUAGCUCAUCAUUAGCAAGUAGAAGAUUGUUGCUAUUUAUGUUAAUACUACCUAUCAUUUGUGAGAUAAUUUCGUCCUAUUUUAGGCUCCGUUCAUUGACAUGGCUGGAAAUUGGAUGUCUGAGCCGAGCUCUCAAAUUGAACUCUUUUGCAUUCUAGUUUCUACCUCAUUUCAUUUUUGUUGUUCUGUUGAUUUUAACCUUGUUCCUCAACGCGUUCGAAUUAUUCUAUUAAUGUUUAAUCCCGAUAGCGUGGCGAGAUUGCAUGAUUUAUUUAAGUUCCGAUCAAAACGUAUCUUUAGUUACCAUUUGAAUUGUAUUGCGUAUAUUGAGAUUAAAAAUUUGCUUAGC